Ostreococcus tauri is the source of this 792-nucleotide messenger RNA. RefSeq names its product Threonyl/alanyl tRNA synthetase, SAD. Gene Ontology annotation, biological process: tRNA aminoacylation; regulation of translational fidelity. The transcript has a single exon. NCBI's taxonomy places the organism in Eukaryota, Viridiplantae, Chlorophyta, Mamiellophyceae, Mamiellales, Bathycoccaceae. Gene Ontology annotation, molecular function: aminoacyl-tRNA ligase activity; Ser-tRNA(Ala) deacylase activity; ATP binding. The coding region runs from base 1 to 792 and encodes 263 amino acids. The record is from RefSeq and is a predicted model, not a curated record.
AUGCCCGCGAUCACCGAUCUCGCGUGCACGCGCGACACGUACGCGUUCGAAAAGCGUGGCUGUCGAGUGUUGGAGGUGACGGCGGACGACGACGGAAAGACGACGUGCGUCGUGCUCGACGCGACGAUCGCGUAUCCGCAGGGAGGUGGACAACCGUGUGACUUUGGUCGCAUCACCGGCGAGCGGGGGUGGCGGUUGGAUUACGAUUCGGUGACGAUUCGUAGGGACGACGGCGCGGUGGAGCACCGGGGAACGGCGAGCGGAGACGUCAGAGUCGGCGACGGGUGCGAUGUGACGGUGGAUGAAGAGAGGCGACGGUUGCACGCGAGGAUACACAGCGCUGGACACGCGCUUGACGUGGCGAUGUUGAGGCUGGGGAUCGAUGGGAAGACGUUGGAGCCGACCAAGGGACAACACGGCGCGACGGAGGCGUACGUGGAGUACAAAGGAAAAUUGGACGAGACGCAUGCGUACGGCGAUAAGGAGAAGUUGAUGCGCGCGUUGGAAUCGGAGAUGGCGAAUAUCAUCGCCGAGGGUGGCACGAGUGAGGCGGCGGAGUUGGCGUACGAGGACGCGGUGAAGGCGUGCGACGGCGCGAUGCCGAGUUUCAUCACGCCGGAUAUGAAGCCGCGAAUCGUGACCAUCAUUCCGAACACGCCGGGGUGCCCGUGCGGGGGCACGCACGUUAAGAGCGUGUCCGAGAUCGUCGAUUUUAAGUGCACUGGCGUGCGUGUGAAGAAGGGCGUCACCAGAGUGUCGUAUUCCAUCCCAGGAAUGGAGUCUUGGCAGUGA